Messenger RNA from Leopardus geoffroyi (Geoffroy's cat), 5675 nucleotides. It is a transcript of the gene SAMD5, whose product is annotated as sterile alpha motif domain containing 5. Bases 287 to 841 code for a protein of 184 amino acids. Lineage: Eukaryota; Metazoa; Chordata; Mammalia; Carnivora; Felidae. Gene Ontology annotation, molecular function: protein binding. The transcript has 3 exons. The record is from RefSeq and is a predicted model, not a curated record.
CGGCGGCGCAUCCAGGGGCGGCGCGGAGCGGAGCGGCUCGCACAGCCGCCAGUGCCUGCGAGCUCCAGGCUGCUUGGGGAAUUCACUUUGCCGCUUUUACGCUUCUCCCUCUUCGGGAUUCUUCUGCUGGCCUUCUGGCUCCGGCCCUCUCCUUUCCUUUACACGGAGAACUUCGCGGCGGUUUCUCUUUCCCCUUGGAGGAGAGGAUUAAAAGUUCCAAGAACUGGUGCCGCCCGUGCCGCUUGGGCGCUGGGACGGUGCUUGCCGGCGGGGUUCCAGUCCCACCAUGUGCACCAACAUAGUUUACGAGUGGCUGAAAGCGCUGCAGCUCCCGCAGUACGCGGAGUCCUUCGUGGAUAACGGCUACGAUGACCUGGAGGUGUGCAAACAGAUCGGGGACCCGGACCUGGACGCCAUCGGGGUGCUGGCGCCCGCGCACCGCCGCCGCAUCCUGGAGGCCGUGCGCCGGCUGCGGGAGCAGGAUGCCGCCGCCGCCGGCCUCUACUUCACGCUGGAGCCGCAGCCGCCGCCCGUGCCGCCCGCGGUGACCGUCCCCACCGGCCGCCGGGGGGAGCCGUGUGGCGGCCCGGCCUCGGGCACCCGCGGGGACCCCCGCAGCCAGACGACCGCCCCCCGCAGCAGGGAGCUGGUGAGCUACCCCAAGCUGAAGCUGAAGAUCAUGAUCAGGGAUAAGCUCGUCCGCGACGGCAUCCACCUGAGCAAGCCCCCGUACUCCCGCAAGCUCUCUGCGACUGCUCACAUCUUGAAACUCUCCAUUGACCCAACUGCGGAAAUCCUGUUUGUCUGCCUCCUGCUUUCUCCCCCAAAGAACAAUAAAUAAACAAGCAAGUAAGUCCCCAUGGCCGGCAUCCUAGAGUACUUAAUGAAUUGGCCGAAGUCAUCACAGAACCGCUAGAUAUCAUUUUUGAGAACUCGUGGAGGACUGAUGAGGUGCCUGAAGACUGGAAAAGGGCAUAUUUAGAACCUUCUUUCAAAAAAGGGACAUGGAUGAUGACCCUGGAAAUACUCAUCAGCUUAACUUUUUGCUUGGAAAAAUUCUGGAAUAAUCAACUUAGUAUACUGGGUAACUAACUUACAACAGCUAGAAAUAAGGCAGUGAAACAUCACAUAAAGAAGAACUGAGUUCAGUUUGGAGAUAAGGUCUUGUGCAUACUUUGGGAACUCUCCUGUCCGUUCUCCGAAUUCUUGGGGGGAAAUAAAUAAGGUUGGCUGAGGCAUUUGGGUGAUAACUGAUUGUAAGUGUAAUAUAAGACACAGAGCAGGUUUAUGGCAUUAGCUCGCCAUUACGUCGUUUCCACAUUAGCCUUUAACUUGAGAAUUAGGAGGUUUCAUUUUAUAUUUUAACAUACAUCUUCUUCUCGCUUCAUAUAGGACCAUGUUUUCGUGGGUUGAGAUAUUUUUUUUUAUAGAAUUCAAUAUAGAAUAGUUUGGUGAUGGAAUUCUUAUUUUAAGGUGCUUUUUAUAGUCAUUUCAUAUAUAGGUAGAAUCAUAAAGCUGAUGAAUUAAGGAACAUCACCCAGGGAAGACCAAUUUUUCUAACUUCUCGUUUUAAAUUUAACCUGGCUGAAGUUUAGACCAGUAACAGUGUCUUGCCCUCCCAGAAGCCCGGCUAGAGCCAGCUCUGUAACUUGAUAGCUAGUUUCCCUCACUCCCUGGGGGCUGCCAGGGCCAGUGUUGUGUCCAAUCCCACCUCACUCCCCAAGUUUCUGAUGUCAGGCCUGUGGGGGGCAGGGAGGUAGACCUAACCACUGGCCGCAUAACCACAGCCAGAAAGGAGAGUAGAAGGAAGUAGGGGAAGGAAAUGAAGACAAAUCUGGAAUAUUCCUGAUUCUUACUCUUCUUGCCUUUGGAUGUCAGUAGUUUUAUUUCCUGCUUAGAAAACACAGCCAUGUUGAUGGGAUCAAAAAUAAUUGAAAGGAAGUUAUCAAAGAAGACACAGAUACACAGCAGGCUCCCAGGGCAGGCAGCUUCUGAGAGCCCCUGAGCAGUCCUGCAUUACAGAAUCUUUCCCACACUACUUGGAAAUAGACACGAUAUGUAAGUUUACGUAGCAUUGUGAUUCUUAAGAGUAGGAGACUCUCAAAGGAAAAGCAAUUAGCAUUCAUUUUCUUCCUGGUGCAUACUGGUCCCUAGGUGAGCAGUUAAGGUCUCCAAGGGCAUUUUUAUCACAGUACUGCUUUAAAAAUCUAAGGUUUACCUAGUUUAUCUACUUCUAGAGAUUAAUUUAGACACUGUAAAAUCAGUCUCAAAUGCAACGCAAGGAGAUUAAGCUCAAAAGCAUGUAUAAAUUGUCCUUUAAACUCUAUGUUGCUUGCAGAUAAGUAAGGAUCAUAUUCCAGUCAACCUUUUCGUCAUUUUUUCUAAGGGAACCAGAGUCUUUAAAAUUUCCAAGCUAGAUUUUGUUUUGUUUUGUUUUGUUCUUAAGGAGUGGGAGGUCUGUAUAGAUUACAGAUAUAAUUUAUUGUGAUAACAAAUGGCUUCCUCUUCACGACCUCGUUUCCAGGUGCAGCGUCGGUGGUAGAUUUAUUUCACAGAUGUGCAUUUACAAGCAUUUUUUGAACUGUUGCUAGAAAGGACCCAAUUCCUGAAAACUCUGCUCACCAUGGGCGUUAUGAUACAAUCUAUGGCAACCGGAAAAAAAAAAAAAAAGUCGGGGGGGGGGGGGACUCUGGUCAUUUAAAGUUUUAUUUUCUGUUUGUGUUAUGUCUAACUUCGGUUAUCUUGCUACAUUUAAAUCUCUUUGUGUCUGCUGUUGGAAUUUGAAAAUAGUGAUUCUCUACCUAAAUUAAGAGUCACAAUCUAGAAUAUGGUUAACUAGACAAUGGACUUGUAAGACUUCUUACCUAAAGCCAGAGGAAGAAAACUUUAAGUAGGGAAAUAUUAAAGGCAGCUCAUUAAUUCUUUUGCAUUAAAUGAAGAUCAGGUAAGCGUUAAAACAUAAGAGAAAGGAAGGAGUCUUACCAUGAAUUAUACCUGGAGAUAAUUACUCUUAGGAUGAAUAAUUAUUUCGUAGCAUUUUCUCUUUUAUCUAACAUUUAUGAUAUCUUUAAUAUUUUAAGAUUAGGUAAGUAAGGGACAGAUAUGUUAACAGAACUAGAGGAGUACCUUGAUUUGUAUUUCCUAGAACAUCAAAAGAUAUUAGUUAGAGACUUUUCUUUCAUAAUAUUGAGGAUAUUAUGAAUUUGGAGGAUUAUAGCAAAAUUCCUGUUCAGUUCAUCUUACAACAAAAUUUUGUGGGGUGAGGAAUCAGCCUUUUCUUGACUUAGGUAAUGCAUAAUGUGAAGGGCUCCCUCCCACUACAAGAAUUUAAGCAAAUUAGAACAGCUGUACUCAAGCAGUUUCUUAGUCCAGAGAAGUUUACAGCAUCUUGUGUUGUGAAAUCAACAACAAAAACAUUAAGCCUUGAGUUUUUACUUUGGAGCUCCUUGGCUCUUAGUUCAAAUUUUGGAAUCAUGCCGAUUGCCUUUUCAGGUGGUGAAUCAAUUUAGAACAUAAACUAUAGUGUAGCGUGGGGAAUGGUCUUGAACGAUUAUUGAACUAAUCAACCGCUUUUUAUCCUUGUCCAUAAAAUAGGAAAAAUAAAUACCUUCCAUAAUUCCUAAGAGGCUUAUUAGCAUUCUGCACCAAACAUCUACAGAGUUCCAGGCCCAGUGCUUGCCAAAUAGGUACUGAGUGCCUUCCUCUCUUCCAUUUUUUACUCUGUUAUUUCCUCUUAUAUGAAAGAAAUUACCUUAAAACUGACUAGAAAACUCCAGCAUAAAUUGACAUGUCCUUAUUACUGCCUUAGACCCACUGAACAAGGCCCCUUUGCUUUCUUUUAGAAAGGAUAGAAAGGUUACACUGGCCACUCACAGUAGGAAUUCAGUAAAUGUUUAUUGAUGGAAUGAAAAGAAUGUGAUUUUUUAAAAACAGAGCAAAUGUGUAAGGCCAGCACUUUUCAAGGCUGAGGAAAUAGUCCCAUAGACACAUAGGAAGGUAUUUCUUCAACUUUCUUCUUUUUUUACAGCUUUAGAUUUAUAAAUUUGGUGUGUAGGUUAGUGAGUAGUGUAUCUGAUUUUGUGACUGUGGUUUACAAAUUAGGAGUACAAAUGGGCAUUUCCCUGUAGAUUCUUUUGGGAUAAAUCCAGCAAGGUACCAGGCAGAUGAUGGCAGAUCAACAAACUUUUCUAUGUGAGGAGAAACCAGAUGUACCAGUGACUAGGAAGCACCCGCCAGAAAACUGAGCUGAGCCUAUCUGGAUUAUUCUCUGGAAAGAGUCUGACUGCUGCAAACAGGUUCCUUGCCUGGGCAUUGAGAAUAACAAAAAGAGAGGUUAAAGAAAAUUAUAUUUUUAGACAAAAUAUUUGGUUUAUAUAAAUUCUUACAUGUAAUAUUAAAUUAGGUAUCAAAACAUCAGGGUCAGGCAGGUAGAAGGUUUCUGAAUUUCAAAGUAAAAUAGGGAAUAAACAAUAGAAUAUUAUAUCCAGAGACAUAUACAGGAAAUGAGCAAGAGCCUGACCUUAAAUUGCCAGUUCUCUGUUCAGACCAGGGGCCGAGUAAUAGGCAAUGCUUAGAAGUCAGUUGACAACUUGUGCUUUGACCGAAGCAUCUUUAAUAAUAGAUGCUGUAUUAAACAAAGUAAGUAGUAUAGCACAGAGCCAAUCAAAUCAGCUAGGUUUUCUCUUCCUGAAGUUUCUAGAUUCUUCGCAGUCUCAGUGGUCAUCGGUUAGAGAUUCCUACAUCAGAUGUUUUACACUAUCAGAUUCUUUGAUUAGAAAAUUGUCGUUAACAUCAUAUUAUUAGCCUCUAGGAUAUAAAAUCAAAUUUCUAUUCCGUGAUCACUGUGACAGAUAUUUCCAUGAAAGGUACACAUAAAAAACAAAACAAAACGGUACUAGUCAGAAAAAUGAAUAAUAUAAAUUUUUAUUUUUAAUUAUCAACUUUGAUGGUUUUCUUUCAAUUUUUUAAAUUCCUGGAAAUGAAGUUUUAUUUUUUAUUGUCGUUGUUGUUAAAAGAUAACUUUUAGACGAAAAUGGGAGGUUAAAUUCCACAUUAGGAGCUGGUGGUUUUUUUUGUUUUUUUGGGUUUUUUUUUUUUUUGACAAUUUGACCAAAAUUUCUUUCACUGAUACAAAAGGAAGGACAUCCACUUGUCAACAUUAAGAUGAGAAGUGUCUUCUAUAGAUGUAUUCUGUAUCAUGCCCUUUGUCAGAUGAAUUUCUCUUUAUUAUUCCAACAAUAAAAUGCUGACUUGAACAUCUUCAGGGCAAAGUGGUGUGUUAAUUGGGGCAAAUGGUAGAAAUUCUAUUGCAGUUGUUGCCCUGGUCUCUAAGACUGACAAUAUUCUGAGAUACUUUUUGGGUUACUACAGCCAUUAUUCAUUGAGAAGUUCUGCCCAUCCAGAAAUGCGUGCCUAGGUCCAAAUAAUCCACAUGUGUGCAUCUACAUAGCUGAGCACAGAUUCAUUCUAAAUAAAAGCUGCAGUUUGGUUUUUGCAAAUGUAAUUGCAACUGACACCUUUUUUCCCCUUUCAUUAAUUGUCUUUAAAACGGAUUAUAUGAGAAGGCUCUAUUAAAAGCUUAAUUGGAACAGCAUCAUGAACCGUGGAUUGUGUGCCCGUGCAGCGCUGUGAUUUGCAAACAUAUGUCCGCUCUUCAAUAAAUGUUAUGGCUUUCA